Knipowitschia caucasica is the source of this 1287-nucleotide messenger RNA. The record is from the annotation of a GenBank genome assembly. NCBI's taxonomy places the organism in Eukaryota, Metazoa, Chordata, Actinopteri, Gobiiformes, Gobiidae.
AUGGACCAGAUUCAGGCAAAAAAGCUGAAACAAAAGACAAAAGAGUCCUUGAAAGACCCAGACCCAGAGAAAGACCCAGUGAAAGACCCAGUGAUAGACCCAGUGAAAGACCCAGACCCAGUGAAAGACCCAGUGGAAGACCCAGUGAUAGACCCAGUGAAAGACCCAGUGAUAGACCCAGUGAAAGACCCAGACCCAGUGAAAGACCCAGUGGAAGACCCAGACCCAGAGAAAGACCCAGUGAAAGACCCAGUGAUAGACCCAGUGAAAGACCCAGACCCAGUGAAAGACCCAGUGGAAGACCCAGACCCAGUGAAAGACCCAGUGAUAGACCCAGUGAAAGACCCAGACCCAGUGAAAGACCCAGUGGAAGACCCAGACCCAGUGAAAGACCCAGUGGAAGACCCAGACCCAGUGACAGACCCAGUGAAAGACCCAGUGAUAGACCCAGUGGAAGACCCAGACCCAGUGACAGACCCAGUGAUAGACCCAGUGGAAGACCCAGACCCAGUGAAAGACCCAGUGAUAGACCCAGUGAAAGACCCAGACCCAGUGAUAGACCCAGUGAAAGACCCAGACCCAGUGAAAGACCCAGUGGAAGACCCAGACCCAGAGAAAGACCCAGUGAAAGACCCAGUGAUAGACCCAGUGAAAGACCCAGACCCAGUGAAAGACCCAGUGGAAGACCCAGACCCAGUGAAAGACCCAGUGGAAGACCCAGACCCAGUGAAAGACCCAGUGAAAGACCCAGUGAUAGACCCAGUGAAAGACCCAGACCCAGUGAAAGACCCAGUGGAAGACCCAGACCCAGUGAAAGACCCAGUGGAAGACCCAGACCCAGUGACAGACCCAGUGAAAGACCCAGUGAUAGACCCAGUGGAAGACCCAGACCCAGUGACAGACCCAGUGAUAGACCCAGUGGAAGACCCAGACCCAGUGACAGACCCAGUGAAAGACCCAGUGAAAGACCCAGUGAAAGACCCAGUGAUAGAUCCAGUGAUAGACCCAGUGAAAGACCCAGUGAUAGACCCAGUAAUAGACCCAGUGGAAGACCCAGACCCAGUGACAGACCAAGAGGAGGACCCAGACCCAGUGAAAGACACAGACCCAGAGAAAGACCCAGUGAUAGACCCAGUGGAAGACCCAGACCCAGUGGAAGACCCAGACCCAGUGACAGACCUAGGGAAAGACCCAGUGAUAGACCCAGUGGAAGACCCAGACCCAGUAACAGACCCCGACCCAGUAACAGACCAGGGAAAGGCCCAGACUCAGGGACAGACCCAGUGA